CACGUGAUGCGGCUAUAUCCGCUGUAUACUGCAGUCGUGUGAAUUCACACUGACGCCUGCAGUUGUGUGCAGCGGUUCUGUGAAUGAGGCAUGAUGACAUCCAAUAGGAACUUUAAAAUGCCUUUGAAACAGAUGAGCAGCCUGGACAGCUACAUAAUCGACAGCUCUCAAAAGAAGAAAAGCAUACUGUGGCGACAGCGCUCUUUCAGCAGUCCCAAAAAUCUGAACACUGAAGGGAUGAAAGGCAGGACAUUGUCACAGAGUCAGUUGAGCAGAACACACUCAAAUUCACUUGUGGAUUACACUGAUCCUCAGAGAACAAUGGUUAUACUGGAGAAACAAGACAAUGAAGUGUUUGGAUUCGAAGUUCAAACAUAUGGUUUAAAGGUGAAAAACACCAGUAUGGUAGAGAUGUGCACUUUCGUGUGCAGGGUCCAGGAUGGCAGUGCAGCGGAAACUGCAGGUUUGACUGCUGGUGACAUCAUAUUGUCAGUAAAUGGUGUGAGUAUUGAGGGUUCCACACACCAGGACAUCAUUGAGUUGAUUCGAGAAUCCUCUAACACGCUGAAGUUGGAAACCGUCAGUGGGAGUGUCAUGAAGAGAAUUGAAUUAGAGAAAAAGAUGCACUAUCUUAAGCAAACUCUUCGUGAGAAAUGGGUGGAACUGCAAUCUCUCACACUCAAAGAAAAACGUCUUACUCAAGGUAAUCUAAAUGAGAGUGCUCAGUAUCUGUCUGUUGACUCCGUAAUGUCUCUCUCAUCUCCAAUCGGUCGCUCUGGGCAACGCUUUUCCAGUGACAGCAGUUGUCGCAGCAUAAUGACAGAUGACAGCGAGGAUGGUGCCUUCAUGUCAUCAGUAUUUGAUGACUCAAGUCCAUUAAGCCCAAUUGAGUCAAGCGAAAGCUUCUUCCAGCUGGAAGUGGGGGCAUUGCGACCCCUAACAAGAACACGCAGCAUUAGCCUGACCAGCAGUAACAGUUCACUCUCCCCAGGCUGGGAAACUUCACCUUCAUCCAUGUUUGGCACUCUUCCAAGAAGAAGCAGAAGAGGUAGUGUCCGAAAGCACCUUCUGAAGUUCAUACCUGGACUUAAUCAUUCUGUUGAGGAAGAGGAGUGCAGCUGAAAGACUGUCGAUCUGAUUAAUUAAGGACCAUAAGCAGUUGAAGGAUCUCUUCUAUAUUCAUGUUAUACAAGAACUUGACUUUACAUCUUUAAGUCUUGUUGAAAACCAAAAUGGAGUCCCACGUGAGCAUUAUAGACUGGAUAUCAUCAAUCUCUAUGUAAGGUACUUUUUUGUCAGUGGAUCAAAGAAUUUUUUUCAAAGCCUUUUUGAGAUUCAGUACUGAAACAAACAACUGGCAUUAAUUGAACAUUACCAACGUGCAUUCUAAAUGGAAACUGCAUUGAGAAAAUAUUGUGAACAUUAAGAAAAUAAUGUGAACAUUACUUCCACUGCUCUAAUACAGUGGUUAGCACUUGAGACUUGUCUAAAUGUUUCUAUUUCUAGCUUGAUUCUUUGAGUCUUGGAAGCUUCUAAAUGUGUCUAUUUCCAACUUGAUCUUUUAUGUAACUAAUCAAGAUCAUAUGCUGUAGCAUGCAAAUGAGGUGUUGGUUUGUGAUAUUGACAAACGCAUAACAUGUAUGGCUGUAGAGAGCAGUGGCAUGGAACAUUCUUGUACUUUAGCAGUGCUAGGAAACAAUGUAAUGUGUAGGAAAGUUACAUGUUUUCAGGUUGUCUGUGAGAAUACCUGUGUUUCAGUGUCCAAGUGCUAUCAAAUCAACCAGAUUUUACAGGUACUGUAGGUUUAGAUGCAGGCUAGGGUUUCACUGUGAUUUAAAUGUAGUUAAAUGCUAAGAGUAAAUUAAUCUGAUAGUUUAAAUCAUGAAAAAGUACUGAUCUUAGCAGUGUGUGUGAUAUGAAAGUUAAGAGCUGAUGAGUGACAGAGCACCAAACCACAGAAAGUAUAGAAAGGUUCAUAACAGGAUGUGGUCUGAGGUACUACCAACUACUUUUUUUUUGCUUUCUUGAGUGAUGCCUGUAACGGACAGUUUUAUGAAAUGUAAAAACAUAAGUAAAAGUGCUUGGUAUGUCA
Messenger RNA from Danio aesculapii, 2092 nucleotides. RefSeq names its product cytohesin 1 interacting protein (gene cytip). The transcript has 8 exons. Gene Ontology annotation, molecular function: protein binding. NCBI's taxonomy places the organism in Eukaryota, Metazoa, Chordata, Actinopteri, Cypriniformes, Danionidae. The record is from RefSeq and is a predicted model, not a curated record. Bases 91 to 1122 code for a protein of 343 amino acids.